AUGAGCUUCCGAGGCACGGCUCUGCUACUCUUGCUCACCGUCCUAGUCACCCUGGCUCGUGGUGCCAAGUUGAAUAUCGACGCUACGAGGGACUGCGACUGCAAAGUUCUAGUCAACGGGAAGAAGAUCGGCAACACAUACAAUGCCGGUCAGGUGGAUACGGCUUUGAAGCGUGGGCAAGACUUGGAGAAGAAAGGCCAGACCCUCGGGUGA
Messenger RNA from Pleurotus ostreatus (oyster mushroom), 213 nucleotides. RefSeq lists its product as uncharacterized. The coding region runs from base 1 to 213 and encodes 70 amino acids. The transcript is spliced from 2 exons. NCBI's taxonomy places the organism in Eukaryota, Fungi, Basidiomycota, Agaricomycetes, Agaricales, Pleurotaceae. The record is from RefSeq and is a predicted model, not a curated record.